This is a messenger RNA of Corapipo altera (White-ruffed manakin), 927 nucleotides long. RefSeq names its product integrin subunit alpha 7 (gene ITGA7). The record is from RefSeq and is a predicted model, not a curated record. Gene Ontology annotation, biological process: cell adhesion mediated by integrin; cell-matrix adhesion; cell-cell adhesion. The transcript is spliced from 6 exons. Lineage: Eukaryota; Metazoa; Chordata; Aves; Passeriformes; Pipridae. The annotation marks the transcript as partial. Gene Ontology annotation, cellular component: integrin complex; external side of plasma membrane. Gene Ontology annotation, molecular function: integrin binding.
CGGGGCGCGGCGGCGGCGGUGGGAUGGAGGGUCCCCGGGGCCGCUCCCGGGGCCGGUGCCGGUGGCUGCCCUGGGUCGCCCUGCGGCUGCUCGCGGUCGCCGCCUUCAACCUGGACGGCAGCAGCCCCGUGCUGAAGGACGGCGAGCGGGGCAGCCUCUUCGGGGCCGCCGUGGCACUGCACCGGCAGCUUAGCCCCGAACCGGCGGGCUGGCUGCUGGUGGGGGCCCCCCAGGCGCAGGCGCUGCCCAGCCAAGGUGCCAACCGGACCGGGGGGCUCUUCGCCUGCCCACUGACCCCCGAGCUCUCCGACUGCUGGCGGGUGCCCAUCGAUGAGGGAGUGGACCCGCAGCGGGAGAGCAAAGAGAACCAGUGGCUGGGGGUGAGCGUGAAGAGCCAAGGAGCCGGAGGGAAGAUCGUGACCUGUGCCCACCGGUACGAGCUGCGGCACCGGGUGCGGCAGCCGCUGGAGACGCGGGACGUGAUCGGGAGGUGCUUCGUGCUGAGCCAGGACCUGCGGGUGCGGGACGAGCUGGACGGUGGCGAGUGGAAGUUCUGCGAGGGGCGGCCCCAGGGCCACGAGCGCUUUGGCACCUGCCAGCAGGGCCUGGCGGCCGCGUUCAGCCCCGACCGCCGCUACGUCCUGCUCGGGGCCCCCGGCACCUACAACUGGAAGGGGACCCUGCGCGUGGAGCAGCUCAACCAGAGCUCUCUGGACCUGCUGCGCCCGGACGCCGGUCCCUUCGAAGCGGGGGGGGAGAAGGACCAGGACCCCUCGCUCAUCCCCGUGCCCGCCAACAGCUACUUCGGGCUGCUCUUUGUGACAAACAUUGAGAGCGCUGCCCCCGACCAGAGGGUCUUCCGGACCCCCCAGCCCGGCGAGAGGGUCCCCGGCGCCGCCCCAGACGUGGCCCACAAUAGCUACAUGG